AACCGCUCUAAUACGCCGAGCAUUGCUGAGAGCACUACAUCUGGGAGUUUUAUGAUCGACGGAAACCUCACUGAACCGAAUUCCCUGAGCGAACCACUGCUGGAUAGGCCUCCCUUAGAGAAAUCCGGAAGUUUUCCGUCAGUUAUGUCCGAUAAUAUCGAUAAGUCGUUUCCUAUGGACGAGAAACCGAUACUUCUUGGACAGACAUCCGAACAGAAUUCUGUGGACAAGGCCUCCGAGGCUACCGGUGCCGUUGAACCGAAAACUGAUGCAAAUAUUGUUGAUAUAACGGCUGAUAGUGUCCCACAAAGUGUGACCAAAGAGUUACCACUGAAUGAGAGCUCAAAACUCAUUACAAUUAGCAAUAAUAGCUCCGAAACAUCGAAGGAUUGGCUGAAGCCGUCCGAAGAAUUACCAGAAGUGGAACUGUUUGACAAACAACUGGACGAAUCGGUCCAUAAACGAAGGACUCAUUUAACGAAAUCGCGGACCGAGUCGUGCGAUUUGGGUCGACCCGUGUUUCCGUACGAAAUCCCGCGACAACGGAGAUCCCGAUCCCUUAGCAAAAGUCCCGACAAAUCAAUGGUUAGGCCGCACAGCGGUCGCACCCACUCGUGCGGUCGCCACCACUAUCAGUGCCGACAGUGCGGCGCCGGUGUGUCUGAGCCGCCGCCUACCGUACCCUCGCUUACCAUCAAUAAAAACGUAUUUUCGCUGCAAAACUUCAAAUCAUUUUCAAUCGACACGACAUAUCAUAACAGUCUGGCCGACGACGACGAAGACCUCGGUAUUCAUACGGAGAGUUAUCGGUCGGCGCUCUGGCUAUAUGUGGGCCGUAAGGAUGAGCUGAUAGUAUGGGGCCAUAAGUGCCAUAAGAAGUCUCGUAAGAGUAGUAAUAAUGAGAAACUGAACGGCAGUUCACCGCAAAAGCUGGUCAGAUGUGACUCCAAUGAGUCGACACUAUCGGAGCGACAGUUCCGGCGGCAGUACGAGUCGGUCACCCAUAGGAUGAUCCACAGGAGGGCCUCCAUUGAAAUGUACAAACGAGCCAUUAAUAAGACAUUUGAAAAGGAGAUAAUUAUCCACAGAAUUAACAACGAAUUUGGGUUCAGAAUCCAUGGCUCGCGUCCGGUAGUGGUCUCGGCCAUAGAAAAGGACACUCCGGCCGAGACGUGUGGUCUGGAUGUGGGCGAUAUAGUGGUCACCAUAAACGGAUCCAAUGUGAUGGAUGCGUCGCACUCGGAUGUGGUCAAACUGGCGCACUCGGGCGCCGACACACUCACACUGGAAGUGGUGUCCACUCGGGCGGCACUAAACGGCACCGAAAUGAACGGCGAGUCGUCGUCGACGGACUCCAACACCGCUUACGAUAUCGUUAUGAAUGGAUAUCUCACGAGAGUUAGAGUGACCAACGAUUCCGACUCCCAGUCCACCCAAACCAGGAACAGAUGGUUUGCUCUCAAGACAGACAACUGUCUCUAUUGGUAUAAAUCCACGAAAGAAAUGGAUCCGUUGGGAGUGUUAUGCCUUCAGGGCUAUACAUCGUGUUUGGCUCCAGAGCUUACUGUCCAACAGCCCUAUGCCUUCAAAUUAGCCAAACCGGGCGCCGGUAUUAAAUAUUUGGCCGCAAAGGACAGCGAGACUGUGAACCAAUGGGUGGACGCUAUCAACCAAAGGGCUUUCCGUUUGAAUAAAGCGGAUCCGUACGUAGAGAUGGCACUGAAGAACGUCACCAAAAGUGUGUCGGGAAUGGGAACCGCGGGCGCCGACUGUUCGGGAUAUUUGGCAAUCUUUAGUCAGCGCCGGAAGUGUUGGCGGAACCGGUAUUUUGUGCUCAAAGACGCCUCACUUUACUUCUACUACGACUCCAACGCCAAGACAUCACUCGGUAUGCGAUACUACAGUCCA
Molecule: messenger RNA, 1908 nt
Organism: Oppiella nova
Lineage: Eukaryota; Metazoa; Arthropoda; Arachnida; Sarcoptiformes; Oppiidae
Source: the annotation of a GenBank genome assembly